AUGGCCAACAAAAUCGUCAUAAUUGGCACCGGAUUCGCCGGUGUCUGGAGCGCCCUCUCCGCGCGACGUCUGAUCGACCAGGCCAACAAGGCCAGCGAGUUUGAGAUCCUGGUUGUCGCUCCGGAGCCCGUGCUGGUCAUGCGUCCACGCCUGUACGAGUCUAAUGCCUCCAGCUUGGUCCAGAACCUUGACCCCCUCUUCCAUGCCGCAGGCGUCAAGUUCAUACCCGGUACCGUUCAGAAGAUCAACUGCGAUGCGCAGACCAUCGACGUGCAGCCAAUGUCCGGCACCGCAUUGAGCAUCACCUACGACCGCGUAAUCCUGGCCGCAGGCAGCUCCGUCAUCCGCCCCGAGAGCAUCCCCGGCCUGCAGCAACACGCCUUCGAUAUUGACUCUUUGGCCUCCGCUAUCAAGCUCGAAACCCAUUUGGAAGGCCUGGCAUCCCGUCAGGCCAGCCGCUCUCGCAACACCGUUGUCGUAUGCGGCGCCGGCUUCACGGGGAUCGAGCUGGCCGCCGAACUCCCCAAGCGCUUGCAACACAUCAUCGCCCACCCUCGCAUCGUUCUCGUUGGCAGGGAACCUGAGCUGGGUUCCAGUUUAGGCUCCGGGCCUCGCCCCACCAUCACCACCGCGCUGAAUGCUCUGGGCGUCGAAACCAAACUAGGCUCGGGCAUCGCCGCUGUUGACCCCGAAGGCGUCAUACUGGCUUCAGGCGAACGCAUCCAAGCCAACACCGUCGUCUGGACCGCCGGAGUCAGGGCCACCCCAUUAACGCAGCAAAUCCCGGGCCCAAGAGAUGCCUUCUCCCGUCUGCUUGUCGACCCAUAUUUGCGGGUUCCCUCCGCGAAGGGCGUCUUGGCCUCGGGCGACGCCGCGGGUGCUCUCGCCGACGGCAAGAGUAACUAUGCGUUUAUGUCGUGCCAGCAUGCGAUACAGCUCGGCCGGGUGUCCGGAUAUAAUGCUGCUGCGGAACUUCUGGAUCAGCCGCUUAUGGAAUACUCGCAGCCCACGUAUAAUUGCUGUCUGGACCUGGGACCGUGGGGGGCGCUCGUGGCAGGCGGCUGGGAUGAGAAGAAGGUUAAGAUUUCAGGCGACCUGGCAAAGCAGGUUAAGAUGUAUAUCAACCAGGAGUUGAUUUAUCCGCCUGCUGAUGUAAAGGAUGCGCUGGCGUUGGCCGGUCCGGUGCAGCCUGAUUCCGAUCAGUUGUUUGAGCAGUUGAUUCAGGUGGUGGGGUAG
Molecule: messenger RNA, 1236 nt
Organism: Aspergillus versicolor CBS 583.65
Lineage: Eukaryota; Fungi; Ascomycota; Eurotiomycetes; Eurotiales; Aspergillaceae
Product: NAD(P)/FAD-dependent oxidoreductase
Exons: 1
Coding region: 1-1236 (411 amino acids)
Molecular function (GO): NADH dehydrogenase activity
Source: RefSeq, a predicted model, not a curated record